Chiloscyllium plagiosum (whitespotted bambooshark) is the source of this 4819-nucleotide messenger RNA. RefSeq names its product succinate dehydrogenase complex, subunit D, integral membrane protein b (gene sdhdb). Gene Ontology annotation, biological process: mitochondrial electron transport, succinate to ubiquinone; tricarboxylic acid cycle. Gene Ontology annotation, cellular component: mitochondrial envelope; respiratory chain complex II (succinate dehydrogenase); membrane. Gene Ontology annotation, molecular function: ubiquinone binding; heme binding. Lineage: Eukaryota; Metazoa; Chordata; Chondrichthyes; Orectolobiformes; Hemiscylliidae. The record is from RefSeq and is a predicted model, not a curated record.
AUGCAUCCAUCCCCUGAUGAACUCAAAGCAUUUCAUGCUCAUUUUGAACAGAACAUCAGUGAAAUGAUGUCACCUGCUCCGACAGCCUUGGGUGCACUUGUACCCAUGGUCACUGCCGCAGACGCCAAAUCGGCCUUCUUGAGAGUGAACCCAAGGAAAGCAACUGAACUGGAUGGAGUCCCCAACCAUGCACUUAGAUCCCAUGCAGACCAGCUUGCAGGAGUAUUUGCAGACAUCUCUAACCUCUCCAUACUUCAAUGUUGCUAUUUUCCAGAUACUGUAGUGGAGAGCAACUGGUCAGCACCAAAUCCCAACUUGAAAGUGGUUACCGGGAGGCUGCAGCUUGCCGGCACUUUCUCCAUCUUAGCCGGCGUAGCCUCAUAUCUUAAGAGUGGUUUGCCUUUGAGAAUUAAGGUCAAUGUAGCCCAGGACUACAACUCCCAUAGUGCCUCGGUUCCGGGGUAUUGUUUCCGGCGCCGGCACGUUACUUCCGGCGGGGUGACCUUGCCCGAGGAGAUGGAAAUGGCGGCCGUUGUCAGGCUGAGUCUGAGCUGUGGACGCGGCUUUAAGCCAAUGAUCUUCAGUAAAUCAUUAGUGGUUGGACCUCUGAUUGCUUCCAGAAAGAUCCAUCAGCCUCCAGUGCUUUUGACGUCACAGAUUCGCACGUCUCCUAGCCAUUUGAAUGGUUCGAAAGCUGCCUCGCUACAUUGGACGAGUGAACGGAUAUUAAGUGUCACCUUAUUGGGCCUUUUUCCUGCUGCAUAUUUCUACCCAGGAACUGUCAUGGAUUACUCAUUGGCUGCAGCUGUUACUCUCCAUAGUCAUUGGGGUCUUGGACAAAUACUCAUAGAUUACGUACACGGAGAUACCAAGGUGAAGCUGGCCCGGGCAGGCCUCCAUAUCCUGUCAGCAAUCACUUUUGCUGGCCUGUGCUACUUCAAUUACCACGAUGUGGGAAUCUGCAAGGCUAUUGCAAUGCUCUGGAGCCUCUAACACAUUAACUGAUUGUGGUAGCGUCCUUUUCAGCUGAACCAUUUCUGGGCUCACUUUGAUUUUUAAACAUAUAUAUAUUUAAUUUUCUUGACAAAUCACUAUUUCGUUCAAAAAGAGCUGACAGAAUGGAAAUGUUUUCCGAAUGUAUCUUUGAAAUCUUUGUUACACUGAUUGUAGAUGUUGCCUUAUAUCAACCAGUCAUACCACCAGCCUUGUAAAUAAACUGCACUUCUGUGCUUUUCCACAGCCUCCAUACCAUUCCCCAUGUGUGCAAGUUCCCAUUGUAUAUAACUGCAAUAAUUUUCAAAAUCCUGUCCAAAGGGGCUUGUUUUGCAAAAGUGUACAAACCAGUAUUGAUUUGAUUCAGCUAUACAGAUAUCAUCAUUUUAUUGACCCCAAAUUGUUUUAUCACGCAUUUACAACAUAGCAGCUAUUCGGUCCAUUUGGUCAAUGCUUGUUUAUGCUGCGCACAUGCCUCCUUCCAACCAUUUCAUCUUAUUCUUGUGGUUAUACAGUUUCCCAUUAAAUGCAUCCUUGCUAAAUGCCACAACCACUCCACAUGAAAGUGAGUUCCACGUUUUAAUUAUCAUGGUGAAGAUGUUUCACAAUUAUUCAGUUUUCACAAUUUAUUUUCAUUUUUGUCUGAUGGUGAAAUUUCCCUUUUUGCUCCCUUACCACUUGGUCUUGUGAAGUCUGCUCAUUACUAGAGGCUAAAACCCACAAGUGUCUUUUUUAUUGUUUAGCAACAGUUAAUUACAACAAGCAGAAUGCUUUGUAAGGCGUGUUGCUGUUUCAAGUGAUGAAACUUAUUGAUUUUCAUCACUGGAAUGUUUUUGACACAAUGAGGAUGUAUGAGUCAGCAAUUCUUGUUUCAUCGUUGGAUCCUGACUGGAUGUGUGCAAACCGAAGUGGUACUCUUUCCACCUUGUGAAAUGGCUUUGGCAAGGCCCACAUUUCUCAAUUUGUUGCAAUUCAGUGCUGAUUAAAACAAUUAUUCCAAGUUCCCUUUCAUUUUAACAAGCAAUUAAAAUGGGAUGAGAGAGGAUUACUGUGGGCAAGGGGAUAUCUGGUUGCUUGCUUGAUCUGCAGGGGAGAGCCAGGUGGUCUCUGUUUGGGGGCAGACGCAUUGCAGAAAAAGUGAAUUUUAGUCUCUGCUUGGCACUGUCGCACCUGUUGAGCGAGUCUUUCUUUAUAAUAUUUGAAUGCCAGAAAUAAAUUAUAAGAUAUACAAUCUGCAACACUGACUUCACAUGCUGUAUACAUUUCAACGAAAAUAUUUAAAGGGUGUUUGUAUGAUCAAUUUUGAAUUUAGCUUCUAAAAAAUAAUCCUUAGUUUACUGGUAGUGAUCACUAAAGUAGGUUAUCUAAUCAUAAACAAUGAGAUUGUGGAAAUCUGCUGAUAGAAACUUAGGGUGUUGUAAUUUCUAUGCUACGUCAACUUCAAAAGUAUUUAAUUGCAUGCAAAGCCUUGGAAUAUCGGAACGGUGCUAUAAAAAGCAAGUCUUCCAGUAUUAAAACUGAGGAGGACAGAGGGUAUAUGCAGGCCAGGAAUUUGUCCAUCCCCUUCUGUACCAGUAAAGCAGACUACAGUCUAUAGUCAUCUACACAAUUGACUCUCACAAUAGAACCUGCUGCUAACAUUAAAAAAACCCAAACCAUUGUAGAAUAAAAUAAUGUGGAGUAUCAGCUGUCAUUUUGAGAAAUGGGGAGUGGACAUCUUGAGUUUUCCUCCAUACUUCUGAGUAGAGCUACAAUAUGUAACCAAAAGUGAAAUUUUGUUUGGCUGUGAUAUUUUUCUGUAGUUGAGUGAGCAAUUCAUAUCCCUGUCCAAGCAAAUAUUAGAAGAAAGAUUUGGUUGAGGGGCAUAUCCUGGAUUCAUAUCUGAGAACAUUUCCCUUCCUUGCAAAGGAUAUGGAUGUUUAAAAUGUGGUAUUCCACCUUUAUGAUGCAGUGUUUGGGAAUGGCACCCUUUUGGGUCAGAUACUAACCGAUUUCAUUGUCGUGUGUUGGGAUGUUUUCUGUAUCAUUUAAUUACAAUAACACCUUAUUGAUUACCCCGUAAAACCCAACAUGACUUGAAGUUCGAAAGUGGGAGACAGCCAUGUAGCCUGUAAAGUUUGCAGCACCAUCUACCAUGAUCAUGGCUGCUUAUGCCUCAAUUUUUCCGACCAGCUCCCAUGUCCUUCGAUUCCCAGAGACAGCAAAAAUCUAUCUUCAGUGAUGGAUUAUUCAAAACCUACUGGGAAGGAAAUUUCAAAGAUUUGCUAUCUUUGAGUGAUUUCUCCUCCGCUUGAGACGCUGAUCCCAUAUUCGAGGUUCCUUUGCCCAUGGGAAGCAGCCCCAUCCGUGUGGCAGAAUAUCAUUUCAGUUCUAGUGUGGUGCUACUGACUAUAGCAAAAAAAAACUUCUGGAAAUAGAUAUCCAGUUAGAUGGUAUAAAUGAUGGGUAUAAGUAGCAAAUUUUUGGACUCAUAAUUUCCAGUGUCAUUCCAGUAUAGAUUACAUUUAAUGCAAUUCAAUCCUUUGGUCCAAUUGCAUUGUAUUUUUUCUGUCUUGAGGAUCAUCAGUCUUUCUAAGAGGUGCAGUCAAACUAGCUGCUCUUGAUACAUGGCUAAGUUUGAACAAUUUCUUUUUGAAUUUCUAGUGCUGCAGAUUACAAAGCUGCAGAAAUGCUUCCAUCAUAAUUCAUGAUAAUUUAGAGGCUCAGCUGUCAUUUGUCCAUUUUAUGCCAUAAUGCUAUGCAUGUGGCAAAGCAGAUGAGUAAAUUUGCAGAGUUUGGUUUAGACUGACUUGCAAUCUGUGAUUUCAACAUGCAGCACAAAUGCUGUUAGCAUUGGAGGAAAUUGUAAGAAAGGAAUGUGCCCCACCCCCUGAGUUCACAGCACACUUGUAGGGAACUUGCACCAAUUGCUUUUUGCUGUGAUAUAUUCUCCUCUUUCCCCUGUGUUUGAUACACAAGCAAACAUCUGACUGCAGCCACUGGUUUUUUGAGUAGAUCAGUGAAUCUCAGGUGGUAGUGCUUGCAGUAUGGCUAAGAGCGUUGAGUAUUAUAAGGAUCGAAAUUUUCCAUAAUGUGCAAUCUAUUGUUCUGCAGUGAAGCUGGAACAGAGACCUGGUAUCUAUAAGACUGUCCAAUUGUACUCCAAUUUGCAGUUUAAAUUUAGAGGUCAAGUAGAUCCUAAAGACAAGCUUUUCUUAUACAUUUAAUGAAAAGACUAUGAUUGUGCCACUGAAGUGUGACAGAUAUGUAUCUCAAAUAUAAAUGAAUGAAAAGUCAGCAGUGAAUACUGGUCAAUACAGCAUACAUUUUCUAUGUAGUGGGUCAGCUGAACUCUAUGGCUACAUCACGACAAAGCCAGUGAAAUCUCUAUUCAAUAUUACCCUUCCUUCAAUUGAAUAUAAUCAGUUCCAAAUGCAGUUUCCACAAAUGCAAUGCCAUGUUGUACUGGAAUCCAACUGGUCAAAUUAAAUCGCAAGCAGAGCAAUUUCACUUUGCUUGUCUGAAGAUGUGGGAUUUGUUCAAAUGUUAUAACAUUUUGUAUAUUGAGUACAGUCAGUAUCUCGACCAGUGUAAGUGCAUAGUAUGUUCUUUUACAACUGUUUAAAAACAAUUGUUUAAGUAAUAUGUAAUGAUAUAGAAAUCAGCAAUCCUGGAUGUUUCAAAUGUUGAAGAAUCUGUUUCAAUGAUGUUUAUUAUUGGACAUUUCUACAUUCAUACAAAGAGUUAAUUUGUACAUAAUUUACAGCUUUAAGCAAUUACCUUAAGUAGUACUCUUGUAAAAGUUGAAACCAAGUUAGAAUAAACCUAUGCACUCAAUUAAAACAAA